UGUCGUCGGCAAGGCAGCAGGUAGCUAGCUAGUAGGAAAGCAAUGCGGUGGUACGCGAACGCGAAGGAGGUUGGCGGCGGCGGCGGCGGCGCCGGCACGGUGGUGCUGGCCCACGGCUACGGCGCCAACCAGACGCUGUGGGACAAGCUCCUGCCGGCCCUCUCCCAGCACCACAGGGUCAUCCUCUUCGACUGGGACUUCACCGGCGAACGGGAGGAGGCAGCGGAACGGUACACGUUCGGCAGGUUUGCCGACGACCUUAUCGCGCUCAUGGACGACAAGGGGGUGCGGGGCGCGGUGGUGGUGGGCCACUCCAUGUCCGCCAUGGUCGCCUGCAUCGCAUCGGCCAGGAGGCCCGACCUCUUCGCCCACCUCGUCCUCCUCUGCGCGUCUCCCAGGUACCUGGACUCGCCUUCCGAGGGGUACGUGGGUGGCUUCGACCGGGCGAGCAUCGACGCCAUGCUUGCCGCCAUGGAGUCGGACUUGGGCGCCUGGGUGAGGGGCUUCGUGCCCAACGCCGCGGGCGCCGACCCGUCCGCCACUGCAGAGCUGGAGCAGAGCUUCCUGUCCAUGCACCCGCGCGUGGCGCUGGAGGUGGCCCGGAUGAUCUUCCUAUGCGACCAGCGCGGGGCCCUGGACGCCGUGGCCGCGCCGUGCACCGUCGUCCAGGUGUCGGACGACUUCGCGGCGGCCCCCGCCGUGGCGGAGUACAUGAGGGGCAGGAUGAAGCGGGCGGCGGAGGUGGAGGUGGUGGUCAUCGACUCCGUCGGACACUUCCCGCAGCUCGUCGCGCCGCAGCAGCUGCUCGCCGUGCUGAAGCGCGUGCUACAGCGUGCUGCUGCAGCCAACGAGGAGCGCGCGGCGGCAGCGGAAGAAGAGGCCGAUGGUGGCAUCGAUGUCACGGCCUAGGUAGAUGCCUCUGUGCUUGUAAGUUAACGGAUGUUACUUGAAUGGGAUACGCGCAUCAUUUCUCCC
Zea mays is the source of this 975-nucleotide messenger RNA. Its product is annotated as strigolactone esterase D14. The record is from RefSeq and is a predicted model, not a curated record. The transcript has 2 exons. Bases 43 to 909 code for a protein of 288 amino acids. NCBI's taxonomy places the organism in Eukaryota, Viridiplantae, Streptophyta, Magnoliopsida, Poales, Poaceae.